Molecule: messenger RNA, 7658 nt
Organism: Chelonia mydas (Green sea turtle)
Lineage: Eukaryota; Metazoa; Chordata; Testudines; Cheloniidae
Gene: IBA57
Product: iron-sulfur cluster assembly factor IBA57
Exons: 3
Coding region: 1806-2867 (353 amino acids)
Cellular component (GO): mitochondrial matrix
Molecular function (GO): protein binding
Source: RefSeq, a predicted model, not a curated record
UUUUUUUAUUUCAGAGUGAAGUAACAUAACUCAAAUUCCAAUCUUAUUAAACAUUCUGUACAUUACCAUCAAAUACCACUGUGUGUUAGCAAAGAAGCUGUUGAUAAUGUUCAACCUCAGUUUUCAUUUAAGCCUGGGGGAGUAGCAAAGAGGUUAGAGUGCAGCAGAAAGCUUGGGAAAUGCCGGAGAACUAGCUUGAAGAGUCAGGCAUCCAGGAAGGCAACUUGCAGAGCAUUAAAACGCAGGAAGUCAGGAAGCAGAAUCAAAGAGAGAAUUAAACAAGGCUCAGGGAGCAUAUGAGGAAGAGAUUUUUAAAAGAAUAGUGGGGAGAGACCCCAACAGAAGGGAAGCAGCAGCAGAGAGCUACGGACCAGUAAAAAAAACCAUUGGAAAAGCUUAACCCUCUGAAUGGUGGCAUUUUCCAGUGUACUAGUCACUGAGUACUUAGGAAGAUUUGUAUGUACCUGCUCCAGUGAUUACAAGGAACAACAGAGAGGUCUGGAAAAGAUUAAGCAACACAUUGACAAUCCAGAAGGACAAUGGAAACGGACGAGCAGGGAGAGGUCCUGACCCCACAGGAAUCAUAGCACAAAUAUUAAAUUGAUUUUACUUGAGGCACUUCCCUUUGCUUCUUUAGAGAAGACGUACCUCAGUUCCGUAUGUGCACUAUGACAUAUAAAUAGGAGCCGAUCUUCAAUUCCUUGACAGCUGGAGAAUAAUGUAGGUUUUAUGUGAGCCCAGCAACCAUAUAUCCUCGCUCUAAAGUUAAUAGCAAUGCAAUCAAUGUCUGAGUUCCUUAGCAGAUACGUAGAAACAUGUUGAAUAACAACCGCAAAAAAAAUCUCCAGGUCCAAAACACAUCCUCCUCUUCGAAGCCCUGCCACAUGGCUGAUCAAUUCCCAGAGAGCAGGAGAAAGAUGGCAAACAGAUGAUCCCAGCCGUUUUAGUCGGAAGAUGGCUCUACAUAGUGUGUAUAUGUCAGAACUGCACCUACUCAGGACAGGCUUUGCCAUUUAAUCCUGACUACAUAAAAACCAAACAUACUCAAAGAAAGCCAAGCAUAUGCUCUUUGUUGAGGUUACGUAUGGGCCAGGUGCCAAGUUUUAUACCAAAGUUGGGUCCUAGCGGCGUCGCAGCUUGAGCAUUAGACUGGGACACAGGAGACCUGGGGUCUAAACCCUGCCUGGUCACUAGUCUGCUGGGUGACCUCGGGCGAGUCUCAUCUCUGUGCCUCAGCUUCCCCACCUCUCAACUGGCAAUACUGACCUCCUCUGAGAAGUGCUUUGAGGGGUAUGGCUGGCCAGCAUCCCAUGCUGCUGGGAAGGGGCAGUCUCACCCCACACUGGCUCAUGCGAUGGAUGUCUGCCAGCCUCUCCCGGGGCCACCCGCCACGCUCUGGAAGGCGCCAGAGCAGCAGCUGGUACCUAGGCAGGCUGCUGCUGCACCAGGUGGGGGUCAGUGUCAGGGCAACAGGGAGCCACCAAGGUCCCAUACUGACUCGGGGGGGGGGGGUGAAGUGAACCCCCUCAGUUGCCGGGGGGGGGGGGGGGCCACAGAGGGCAGGGGUUGCCUGAGGCCUUCCCUCGCUGGUGGGGGUCCUGCCCCCAUAGCCCCACCCCGCAAGGAGCACUGGGCGUGGCUACCUAGGAAGGGGCGGAGUUAAUGGGUCGGGGGCGGAGCGUUUUGUUACCACGCCCCCCCCGCCGCGCGCUCCGCCUCGCUCCCAACCGGACACGCGCAAGAUGGCGACUGCGACUCCGACAGAGGUAGCUCCCGGCGGUCUGCCCUGACGGGCCUCCGCCGCCAUGUUGGUGAGGGCGGGUGCGGCGCUGCUAGGUCUGCCCCGCAGCCCCCGCCCGUGGGUAGGUGGGGGCGCCCCUCCCCCACCCGCAGCUGUUCGGUGCUUCCCGCUCAGCCGCGCGCUCCUGCGCGUGCAGGGGCCCGAGGCGGCCACCUUCCUGCAGGGGCUGCUCACCAAUGACGUGGAGCGACUGGUGUCGGGUGGGGCGGACCGUCCCCCGGAGGGCGGGGCUCCCUCGCCACAGAGCUCGCCCCCGCCACGCGCUCAGUACACGCAUGCGCUCAACGUGCAGGGCCGGUGCCUCUAUGAUAUCAUCCUCUACAGGCUUCAUGAAAGUCAAGAAGAGGAACCAAAUAUCCUGCUGGAGUGUGACUGCUCAAUGCUGGAUUCUGUUCAAAAGCAUUUGAAAUUGUACAAGAUCCGGAGGAAAGUAGAUGUAGCCCCCUGCCUUGAUCUCUCGUUGUGGGCAGUCAUCCCAGAGGAACAGUCUGGAGAUGUUUCCAGUAUCCUUGAUAAAUGUGCAGACAAAACUUUGGUUUUAACUCCUGAUCCCAGAGCAGAAGUCAUGGGUUGGAGAUUGAUUACAAACAAAGAGGAAAAUCCACUAGAAAUUGUCCCUGGAAGUCAUAUAGGAAAUAUUAGCGAUUAUCAUAGGCACAGGUACAAACAAGGAAUAGCUGAAGGUGUAAAAGACAUCCCCCCAAGAGUAGCCUUGCCACUGGAAUCCAACCUGGCCUACAUGAAUGGCAUCAGUUUUACCAAAGGCUGUUAUAUUGGGCAGGAGUUAACAGCUAGGACCCACCACAUGGGUGUCAUCCGCAAACGCCUAUUGCCAGUGCAGCUUUCAGCUCCUUUGCCAUUGGGAAGCAUUCCCGAGGGUGCUGCGAUCUUAACUGAAUCGGGAAAAUCAGCUGGCAAGUACCGCGCUGGUGGAGAUGAACUUGGCAUAGCUUUGCUGCGAUUAGCUAACAUAAAUGAGCCACUUCAUAUCAAUUUACCAGGCGACACUAGUGUGAACCUUACUGCAUCUAUACCUAACUGGUGGCCAAAAACUACCAACAAAUAAAUGAGGAAUCCUGUGUGGCACAUCUGCCUUACUUAACAAACUUUGUCUGAUAGGCUGGGAAAUUCAUUCACUCUCUCACUCCCUUCCAUCAUGUUUUCCUUUGUCUUUACCUUUUAUUUGCAGCACUUGAGCAGUGUGUAUUACAAAAGGGUCCUUGGGAACUGGGCCAAAAGGCAGAAGGAACCUGAUGCAUCAUCGAGUCACUGACAAAUCAAGGGCUAAGUGGAGAAGCACAUAGGAGAGCAGAGAAAUAUUCAGCAAAGUCUUGUAAAGUUCAGGAGCAGGAGUUUCUGCUGCUUGCUUCCCCUUAAGGGAGAGGUGUAUCGGGAGGGAGAUUAAGGAGACUUGGGCUGUGCUGGGCAACUAGGCUCCAUUCCUGAAGAUCCUUGACCCAGCCACAGCACUCUUGUAGCCCAUCCUCUCCCUCUGUGACCUGUACCAUACUUCCCUCUUUGAAAGAGAGUGAAGACAGGCCAAUUAUUGCUGGUUGUAUCAGUCCCAUGGGAAUUUGCAUGGUACAGAGGAGAUCUCUAUACUGACUUCCACUAGCUGAUUAGCUCACCCAAAACCAAGGUCCCACAGCUCUGCAGAGAGGGACUUCCGUGGGCUCUGGAACCAUAGAGGAGCCUGUCACAGAGACACUGCUCCCCAGCUCUGUGUCUGGGAGCUUUGCUGGGAGUUUUUGGUUUCCUCCCAUGACAUAGUGGAUGGUUACAUAUAGCUUGAAGAGUCUCUUUGUGGCAGAGGGAGGAGGCUUGGCAUGGGUGAGGAAUAUUAAGGAGUCCAGUGGGGCUGCUAAGGAAUCCAGCCCCUACUCUAUGUGAGGGUGCCCUGGGUUUAUUUGGGUGGUGCUGGAUCUGGGCCCUGCUGCCCUCCAUUGGAUGGAUCAAAACUUAUUCUGAAUAUAGUGCUGCAUAUAUUGAAAUGCUGAAAGGGGAGGUGGGAAUAGGAAUUUUAUCACAAUAUGUGUCAAAUGUUUUUAUGUCAGGAUUAUUUUUGUGGUAUUGUAAGGCUUUUUAAUAGCAGUGUGCUGCCCAUUUCUUUCAAUAGCGUGUGUUUUUGCUACACUCUGGCUAAAAUGUUCACUGUGAACGUUCCUUGCAUCAGGCUUUUCUGCACCGCUCCUAAAUUGCUGAUUGAUGAGAGCUUUUUCUGUCAUUACUGUUAACUCUCUUUGAAGGAAUAGGAAUGGAUUGUACUCUGUCUGCAUUUGAAAUAAGAAUUUUGCUUUUAAUACUUGACCACAUGGGCUAGCAAUCUAUGCAGAUGCUGUAAUAUCAGUAUGUACUCUACUGUUGCAAGGUCAGCAGAGGGAGCACAGUGGUCAAUAGUAUACCCACAGCUGCCCUGCCAUGGCCAGGAUACUGGUAAUAAAGGCCUGGUCUAUGCACAGGUUCAUGUCGGGGUGUGAUAUUUACUGAAAUAGGUAAGCCGAUACAACCCCUAGUCUGCACACGAUCAUACUUGUAUAAAGAUGCCUUCCUCAUCCUUUAUGGGAAUAAACUAUAUUGAUAUAAACUUUAUACCAGUAUAAGUGGUUUAAAUUUGUCAGCAAAUGUUGAGGUUUUGGUUGGCGGAAAUCACAAAUAAGGGUACGUAUAUGCUAGAAAUGCUACAAUGAUACAGCUACAGCUAUGCCACUGUAGUUUUAGGCACUUGCUACAGCCACAGAAAGGGUUCUUCUAUCGAUGUAGUAAAUCCCCCUCUCUGAGAGGUGGUAGGUAGGUUUGACAGAAGAAUUCUUCUGGUGACCUACCACUGUCUACACUGGGGCCUAGGUUGGCUUAACUAUGUUGCACAGGAUGUAAAAUUUUUCACAGUCCUGAGUGAUGUAGUUGAGCUGACCUAACUUUGUAGUGUUGAUGAGGCCUGAGUGUAGAUGUAUGCAAAACUGUGCUGCCAAAAGGAAACUUUCACUGGCAAAACUUUCUAGUGUACACCAGGCCUAAGUGUAGCCAUGCUAAGGAGGUUGUACCACUUUAAAUAUACAAGUAUAGUUAAUAGUUAAAAGAGUACAACUUUCUGUGUAGACAAGCCUAAAUAAAGGUACUAAGAACACAUAAAUAAAAUAUUAGGACCAUGUGCCUUGUGAUUCUUAAAAAAAAAAAAAAAAGUGCCCAAAACCUUCAGGAGGCAGCCAAAACCCCAGGCGGUAUGACUGUUCCCACACAAUCUCUUCAAAGCCAAUGAAGGGACAUGUCCCCUCCCCAAGGUGAGAUGUCCACUCCUUCCCUGCCAACAUGAAUCUCAGCCCCAUAGAGGGCUCUCUCUGGGGGAUGGGGGACAGUGCCACAAAUAUGCAUGAGGGAGUAACAAUCCUGCCUUUGAUAAGAAAAUGCUGAGUAGAGCCUGUGCAGUGCCCUAUGGAUCUGAGGCCUGCUUGCCAUGCACACUCCAUGCCCUGUUCUUCCCAGCUGUCUAACUCUUUUGCCCUAAACUAGGGGGUUUUCCAGGCCCGCACUUUCCUCACUGCUUCACUACUGCCCCCAUCCUCCCAACAGCUUCAUGUGGCCCCCAAACAAGGCCUUCGGGUUAGUCCCUACUGCUGGCUCUUACUGAGGGUUUCUCUAGCCACCUUACUUCCUGGGUGCUCAAACCUGCACCCAAUAAUUUGGGGCCUCUUUGACUGCUGCUACUUCAUGUUGGCUACUGCUGCUUUUUCCAUCUUUGCACCUCUUCCCCCCCACCCCACUCCGGGCCUCCUCUUCCUCACUCCCUCUAACCCCAAACUAAUUUAUAGAAGCUGUGUGUAUUUUUUUUAAGUAAAUAAUGUGAACUCAGAAGUGAGGUGUAGGGAAGAGGAGUGAGGGGGAUGAAUGAGUAGGGUCCUGAUUGAAUGGGUCUGGAAGGGGCCCAAGAUGAUGAACUAGCCCUGUUUAAUAUUUGUUUGAAAUAACCAUUGUCCAAAGAGCAUUUCAUCAUUGCCUUGCUGUAGCCAUUACUGUGAAGUGAAAUGUGUAUGAAAAAUGCUUAUAUUCGUUAAAACUCCUCAGGCUUGCUGUAAAAGGAAUCUGUGGAAUUACUCAUUAAAAGUUAGCUAUGUCAAUGAUUUAAUAUUGGUGCUUCUGUGUGAUUGGCCUGUAGGUUAGGUGGAGUUGCACAGACAAAGGUCUUUUAUUUUUCAGUGAUAGUAGUAUGUUAUGUUGGCAGCUGUGCUUGUCUUCACAGAAGGGUUCUGCUCAUAUGCCCACUGUAGUCAAUGUGGUCUUAGCCCAUUCUGGAUCAAUGUCAAGAUGUUAAAUUAAGCAUCCUCUAACUACCGGAACAGGAAGUUAAAGAUGAACUGGAAGUCUUGUUACCUGUCAAGACCGAGUUCACUUUCUGCUGUUUCUCCUGCAACGGAUGAUAUCAUUAAUACCUUAAAGAACAAGAAGGUGCACAAGAAGGGUUGUUUUAGGUGGUCAGUAAGCCAGCUCCUUGUGCUUUUUAUAUAAAAUCUCCACGUGCAGUUUGGGAUCAUCAUUUUUCUUAAUUAAAAAAAAAAUCGGUUUUUCUUUAAAGAUUACCCGUUACUAUUGGACAGGAGCAGGGGGUAGCUGCAAUCUCUUGGCCACUGUUGUGCCUCCCUUCUUAAUGCCAGUACAACUACCUGUGUUUUAACUAGCACUGAUCUUGAAGACUUGUCCUAUUAACCGUGUAUGAUGAGUGCCAAGUUUGCCUGACAGUCAUCAUUCUGACGCUACAAAACUAAAAUGCCUUUGGGAUAUAAGAAAAUUGAUAAAGAAUCAUAGAAAUGUAGGACUGGAAGGGACCUCAGUCUAGUCCAGUCCCCUGCACUGAGACCAUCCCUGACAUGUGUUUGUCUAACCUGUUUUUAAAACCCUCCAAGAAGUAAUAUUACGUGUGUUAAAUAUUUAAAAAUAAAAGCAUCUAUUAAGGCACAAGAGGAAUGGGACUAUAAAAGAUAAAAGGAAUCCUUCUCAGUGACAGCAAUUGUCCCAGUAUUCUUCAGUUACAGAUAGGGUUAAAAAUCUAAUUAUCAUUGUGAAAUAAGUUACCUUUUUUUGUUUGUUUGUUAUUAAAAUGUUUAUUGGCAGCUCCCAUUUGAAGUGUUCCAUCCAAGCUUUUCUAAACUCAACCCAAGUGUUAAUCUUGAUGAGUGUACUGUUGUGCAGAAGUACUCCAAGUUGUCCAAGGUAAUAAAAGUCCAAUUUAGCCUGUUACAUAAAAUUGUUUAUAAAGUCAGCAAAAGUUAGACACUGUUUUCUAGGGUUACAUUUUAAAGAAUGUUGACGCAGCUUGAAAUGGCUACCUUCUUGUUUACCUAUUAAGUGAGAGAUCAAACAGACUUAGUCAAAUAAUAAUUACUCUAUUCUUGCUGAAAGUCUUGUCAUGAAAUCCAUCAAUGAGACAUAUAAGUGAUGCUUGGCUACUUACCCACGAAGGAAAAAAAUGAAAAAAGGCCUCUAUUUUCAUUUAUUUUGGGCAAGGAUAUUUUUGUGCGAUUCAAGAAUUGUUUGGCUGUGGUAUUGACAUAGGAAUGAGUCCCUGAAGAGUCUUUUUAGUGCAGUCUUUUUAGAUUAUGUAAGAUUCCUCAGUAUCAGUCAGUUCUUAGGUUGCUUAUAGAGUUUUUUGUUUUGUUUUUUUAAGCUUGAACUAGAAAUUAACCUGUAGUGCUUUAGACUUUCUGGAUUCUCUGAAUGUGACGAAGGAGAGACUGUGUAGAAUAUGCUUACGCUGGUUUGUCAAGAAAAGCUUUUCCCUCCGCCACCAAUUGCGCAAGCUCUUCUCAGAAUAUUUAUAUGGUACUACUGUAUAUGCACCAGGAAUAAACACAGUUUCUUCUUUUCA